Schistocerca cancellata (South American locust) is the source of this 663-nucleotide messenger RNA. RefSeq lists its product as uncharacterized. NCBI's taxonomy places the organism in Eukaryota, Metazoa, Arthropoda, Insecta, Orthoptera, Acrididae. Bases 1 to 663 code for a protein of 220 amino acids. The transcript is spliced from 3 exons. The record is from RefSeq and is a predicted model, not a curated record.
AUGAUCCCAGCUCGAUCAGCAUAUAUUACGGAUUACGGAUUAGAUCAGCAUGCGGAGGAGGAGGCGGAGGAGGAGGCGGAGGAGGAGGCGGAGGCGGAGGAGGCGGAGGAGGCGGAGGCGGAGGCGGAGGCGGAGGCGGAGGAGGAGGCGGAGGAGGAGGCGGAGGCGGAGGAGGAGGCGGAGGAGGAGGCAGAGGAGGAGGCGGAGGCGGAGGAGGAGGCGGAGGAGGAGGCAGAGGAGGAGGCAGAGGAGGAGGCGGAGGAGGAGGCGGAGGAGGAGGCGGAGGAGGAGGCGGAGGAGGAGGCGGAGGAGGAGGCGGAGGAGGAGGCGGAGGAGGAGGCGGAGGAGGAGGCGGAGGAGGAGGCGGAGGAGGAGGCGGAGGAGGAGGCGGAGGAGGAGGCGGAGGAGGAGGCGGAGGAGGAGGCGGAGGAGGAGGCGGAGGAGGCGGAGGAGGCGGAGGAGGCGGAGGAGGCGGAGGAGGCGGAGAAACCAAGAUACAAAACAGAAAGGGCAGAAUUGUUACAUACGAACAAGCAACACAACUUAAAUGUUGACUACGACGAUGAGUUCGGUCAGUCAAUAGUGAGGGAAGAAAUAGGUAGAGCAUUCAAGGGGCUGAGAGAUCGUAAAGCUCCUACAGCUGGUAACAUCCCUGGAUUGUAA